This is a messenger RNA of Arabidopsis thaliana (thale cress), 557 nucleotides long. RefSeq lists its product as uncharacterized. Lineage: Eukaryota; Viridiplantae; Streptophyta; Magnoliopsida; Brassicales; Brassicaceae. Bases 115 to 267 code for a protein of 50 amino acids. The transcript has 2 exons. The record is from RefSeq and is marked reviewed.
UACGCUGCUUCUCUCUAAACAUCACGUAUAAAAUAUGAAUUGAUAUAAAUACACAUAUGCAUGCGUAGAAACUUUGUAACCUACUCCAACAACACAAAUUAAGAUCGAAAUAAAAUGAAGGGAAGCUUGUGGUUGAUUGCUUUGUUUUUGGUUCUCUCUUUCGCGAUUUCAUCUUGUGCAUCUUCAACUUGGCCAUACCAAAUCCGCAAACUUUUGGAAAUAAGAACACCGCCAAGUGGUUCAAGACCAGCACCCCAAUUUCAUUAGCUAGCGGCAAAGAGGAGCUUUAGAGUUUCCGUCGUCUAUGUAUAUGGGUCGUGGUGGUUGAAUGCACCGAUUUGUACAUGAUGUUAAUUAUUUUAUAGUUUAUGGAAGAAACAUAAACCAGGGAAUAAUGAACAAAAAAAUGUAUUUUAAUUAAUAGAUUCCUACAUAAAUGAGCCACGAAUAAAACUAUUAGAAGUUAUAGAUUUUUACGUUACAAAGAUAAUUAGAUUCAUAUAUGCAUGGGAUCAUGAUUUUUGAAAUAAUUUCAGUUAUGGGAAAGAAAGAUGCAC